AUGUCAGAUAGGCUUUUACCUAGACAAAAUAAUGGGGAAACCAAUAUUGAUUGGAUUAGCAGAAUGAUUAAAGAGAAACGUAUCAAUUUUAUUGAUAAUGGAGAGUUUGAAAAGCCGGUGUUUGUAAAACUCGGGGGUUCCGGAGUCAUAAGAAAAACCCUGUGGAAAACAAAAAAUAAGGACAUCAUCUUAAAAGAAAUUGUGCCCGAAGAAGUCAUAACAGAGCCGGAACUUCAAGAGCUUAUUAAGGAAAUCAAAGCUUUUGAUUCCAUUAGAGUUGGAGAACAAUCGGAUAUAAAUAAAAUAGGUUACCCAAAUGUCAUCGAAUGUUUUGGUGUAUCGCGUUUUAAUGAACAAGAACCAUUUUUGCUCGUAUUAGAACACGCAGAUAUUGGUUGCUUACGAGACUAUUUGAAUAAUCACCAUGAUAAUUUGAAGUGGGGACAAAAAAUUAAUAUUGCACGUCAGAUCACAUGUGGACUGCACUUUCUACAUAAAAAUGGAAUUUUACACCGUGACUUAAAUACCCAAAAUAUAGUUAUUAAAAGAGAUGAAACCUUCGAAGAUGGCAUUAGAGUAAUUAUCAUUGAUUUCGGACUCUCGAAAGUUGUUCCUCGCAAAAGUAUAUCGCAUCAGAGAAUAAAAGGCCAUGCAAAUUUUGUGGAUCCCGUUAUCUUAGAAGCAUCAGAUUCGCAAUUUGGAGAGAUAUAUCGUUAUCAAUCUGAUAUAUAUAGUCUUGGUGUAACAUUUUGGGAAAUUUCAAGUAAUGGUCAACAAACAAAAAAAAAUAUUCCCCCGGACAUUAUAAUAUUGAAUAGAAUAAAAGGAGAACGGGAAAGACCAGUAGCCGGAUCUACUCGCCCUUUCGUCGAACUUUAUCAGAAAUGUUGGGAUCAUAAUCCUCAAAAUCGUCCUGACAUUUAUCAAGUUCAUGAAUCGAUUUAUAGAGAUGAUAUUAUAUCGGGCGAAA
This is a messenger RNA of Racocetra persica, 970 nucleotides long. The record is from the annotation of a GenBank genome assembly. Lineage: Eukaryota; Fungi; Glomeromycota; Glomeromycetes; Diversisporales; Gigasporaceae.